GAGAGUCAUCAUUACUCCACAAACUUCUUCAACAACAAAAAAAUGGCACCCGCAUGCACCAGAAUCAACUCACUCCACGUGGCAGUGAUCGGAGCCGGAGCAGCCGGACUCGCAGCCGCACGCGAGCUACGCCGCGAAUCACACUCCGUCGUGGUCUUCGAGCGCGGCACACAAAUCGGAGGUCUCUGGGUGUACACACCUCAAACCGAACCCGACCCGCUCAGCCUCGACCCGAACCGAACCAUAGUCCACUCCAGCGUCUACGACUCGCUCCGCACCAACCUCCCAAGAGAGUGCAUGGGUUACAGAGACUUCCCUUUCGUGCCCCGAGACGACGACGGAUCCAGGGACCCGAGAAGGUAUCCUAGUCACAGCGAAGUCCUCGCUUACCUUCAAGACUUCGCGAGAGAGUUCAAGCUCGAGGAGAUGGUUCGGUUCGAGACUGAAGUGGUUUGUGUUGAGCCUGAAGGGCAAAAAUGGGAGAUCCGGUCAAAAAGUUCCGAUGGGAUCUUCAAAGAUGAGAUCUUUGAUUCUGUCGUCGUGUGUAAUGGACACUAUACAGAGCCUCGAGUUGCUCAUGUUCCUGGCAUAGAUUCAUGGCCAGGCAAGCAGAUCCAUAGUCAUAACUAUAGAGUUCCUGAUCCAUUCAAAGACCAGGUGGUGGUAGUGAUUGGAAACUUUGCGAGUGGAUCAGAUAUAAGCAGGGACAUAACAGGAGUGGCCAAAGAAGUCCAUAUCGCAUCUAGAUCAAAUCCAUCUGAGACAUACGAAAAGCUUCCCGGGUCCAACAACCUAUGGCUUCACUCUAUGAUAGAAAGCGCACGCAAAGAUGGGUCGAUUAUUUUCAAGAAUGGUAAGGUUGUACAAGCUGAUACUAUUGUGCAUUGCACCGGUUACAAAUAUCACUUCCCGUUUCUCAAUACCAAUAGCUAUAUAACCGUUGAGGAUAACUGUGUUGGACCGCUUUACAAACAUGUCUUUCCUCCUGCUCUUGCUCCAACGCUUUCCUUCAUCGGUUUACCAUGGAUGACAUUGCAGUUCUUUAUGUUUGAGUUACAAAGCAAAUGGGUGGCUGCUGUUUUAUCUGGCCGUGUCACGCUUCCUUCAGAAGACAAAAUGAUGGAAGAUGUCACCGCCUUCUAUGCAAACCGUGAUGCUAACAAGCUUCCCAAGAGAUACACGCAUAAGCUCGGUGAGUGUCAGGUUGAUUACCUCAACUGGAUAGCCGAGCAAGUCGGUGCACCACCUGUUGAACACUGGAGAGCUGAGGAAGUACACGGCGGGUAUCGAAGACUCGCCACGCAAUCAGACACUUUCCGUGAUAAGUGGGACGAUGAUCAUCUCAUUCUUGAGGCUUAUGAAGAUUUCUUGAGACAGAAGCUGAUUUAGUGUUGGAAUAGUUUAUUGUCUUUAAUACUUUUAAUUUGGAACAAAAUAAUAUUUCUAUAACAGAUUGAAUCUAAGAAGUAAGACCUAAGCAUGUUGUACAUU
Messenger RNA from Brassica oleracea var. oleracea, 1491 nucleotides. RefSeq names its product flavin-containing monooxygenase FMO GS-OX5. Lineage: Eukaryota; Viridiplantae; Streptophyta; Magnoliopsida; Brassicales; Brassicaceae. Bases 43 to 1389 code for a protein of 448 amino acids. The record is from RefSeq and is a predicted model, not a curated record. Gene Ontology annotation, molecular function: flavin adenine dinucleotide binding; N,N-dimethylaniline monooxygenase activity; NADP binding. The transcript has 5 exons.